This is a messenger RNA of Eublepharis macularius, 4461 nucleotides long. Its product is annotated as cytochrome P450 2K6-like. The record is from RefSeq and is a predicted model, not a curated record. NCBI's taxonomy places the organism in Eukaryota, Metazoa, Chordata, Lepidosauria, Squamata, Eublepharidae. Gene Ontology annotation, molecular function: oxidoreductase activity, acting on paired donors, with incorporation or reduction of molecular oxygen, reduced flavin or flavoprotein as one donor, and incorporation of one atom of oxygen; iron ion binding; heme binding. Gene Ontology annotation, biological process: xenobiotic metabolic process. Bases 136 to 1635 code for a protein of 499 amino acids. Gene Ontology annotation, cellular component: cytoplasm; intracellular membrane-bounded organelle. The transcript is spliced from 9 exons.
UUUGUGAGCACUUAUAUAGGGCUGUGUCUAUAUAAAUAAUUUGUGCUGCUCUUUUCAGUUGACAGAUACUGCCUUUGAUCAAAUUCUCUUGCAAAUUUUGCUGCAACCACUACAGGCAACUUUUCAUACUAGGAAAUGGAGUGGAUGGAUCCUAUUUCUGUGCUGUUCCUAUAUGCCCUUGUAGUUGUAGUCCUUUGGAAAAUGAGCAAUUUCUGGAAUAGCAGUCGUCAAAAUCUUCCACCAGGACCAAAGCCUUUACCACUAAUUGGAAACCUCCACAUAAUGGAUGUGAAGAGGCCUUACAGAACCAUGUUAAAGCUUUCUAAACAGUAUGGCCCAGUAUUCAGCUUACAAUUGGGGUUCCAGAAAAUGGUAGUUCUGUCGGGCUAUGAGACUGUAAAGGAGGCUUUGGUGAAACAUGCAAAUGCAUUUGCGGAGAGGCCCCCGGUCCCAAUACUUGAAGAGUUUCAAUAUGGCAAUGGAGUCCUUUUUUCUCAUGGUGAGAACUGGAAAGUGAUGCGCCGGUUUAUGCUAACCACAUUAAGGGACUAUGGAAUGGGCAGGAGGACCAUAGAGGACCGAAUUGUCGAAGAGUGCCGUUUCCUAAAACAGAAAAUUGAAUCUUUUGAAGGAAAACCAUUCGAGAAUACUAUGAUCAUGAACGCUGCUGUUGCCAACAUUGUCGUGUCCAUAUUGCUUGGCAACCGAUUUGAAUACGAAAAUCCCGCAUUUCAGAAACUACUGAAAUUGAUCAAUGAAGUCUUCCGGCUUCUUGGAAGUCCCUCAGUCACGCUGUAUAAUAUGUUUCCUGCUCUGGGCUUUCUUUCUGGUGGUCGCAGAACUAUCCUUAAUGACAGGACAGAGUUGUACAACUUUGUGCAGCUAAUCUUCGAUGAGCAUCGUAAGACAUUGGAUGUGAAUAAUCAGAGGAACUAUAUUGAUGCUUUUCUAACCCGGGAGCAGAAGGAGAAGAACGAGAACAACACUAAUGGAUUUUUCCAUGAUGGAAACCUAAAGGCUGUUGUGGGUGACAUAUUUAGUGCAGGCUCGGAGACCACUUCGAGUACCUUGCGUUGGGGCUUCUUGCUGAUGAUGAAGUACCCAGAAAUCCAGAAAAAAGUGCAAGAAGAAAUAACAAAGGUAAUUGGGUCUGCUGAGCCACGGAUUGAACACCGAGCCAAACUGCCGUACACCGAUGCAGUGGUUCAUGAAGUUCAGAGGUUUGCUAAUAUUCUCCCUACGAGCGUGACACGUUGCACCACUGUCGAUGUCACUCUUGGAGGCUACUUCAUUCCAAAGGGAACACAUAUUGUUCCAUUAGUGUACUCCGUGCUGUAUGAUGAAACUCAGUGGGAAAAACCUUAUCAAUUCUAUCCUGAGCAUUUCCUUGAUUCUGAAGGAAAGUUCGUAAAGAGAGAUGCCUUCAUUCCAUUCGGUGCAGGUCGGCGAAUCUGUGCUGGUGAGACCCUUGCCAGAAUGGAGCUCUUCCUGUUCUUUGUAAGUCUCCUGCAGAGAUUCACUUUCCAGCCUGCCCCUGGGACGUCUCAAGAAGACCUCAAUUUUACCCCUGCCGUUGGGUUUACUGCGCCUCCGACACCCUACUAUAUCUGUGCUUUGCCACGUGCACAAGACUGAUGCUCCCAUCUUACUUAGCUGCCACAACUGACCCUCUUGUUACAUAGCACAACACCAGCCUUUCCUGCCUGCCAUUUUAGAGCAGUAGACUCCUGACAAAAUUGUUCCAUGCUUUGUCACAAAUCUGCAACUUCUGACCCCAGCCACUGAGAAUCAAGCCUAUGCUUGUCUUCACAGCCUCAGUCCCCUCAACUGUCCAGGCCCAGUCUGGUCUCACUAAGCUGUGAGUGAAUAGAAGAGGGAACUGAGUUCUGGAAGACUGCCUGGCACAGACAGUGGGCAUGCUUGUUGUUUUAUGUGCUACUCUGCAUGAACAACAGGAUUUGAGUUCAGGGGCACCUUAGAGGCCAACAUAAUAUUCAGAGGGCAACAUUUGAGAGUCAGAGCACCCUUCUCUCCAUCUGAGGAAAGUAAAAUCUUAUUGGCCUCUAAGCUGCCACCGGACUCAAAUCCUACAAUUCUACUGCAGACCAACAUGGCUACCCACCUAAAACUAUGUAUGAAUGGUUGCUGUUGUUGUUUUUGUUAAUUGGGAUUAUUCUUUCCAUCCUCCAAAACACAAAAGAACCUGGCACAAUUUCAGAUUCUUUUGUUACAUAUGAGAAAAAUCAUACUACAGACUCUACAACUGGACAAUAAGUUCCUGUUCUACACCAGUAAGAAUCUAAUAAGGAACAGCAGACAUCCUACUGUGAGGCUUUUCACUUCCACAUAGAUGGAGAACAUUUUGAAUCUUCCCUUUACAUACUGUGAGUCAUUGACAGGUUUUCAACAAUAUCAAUACGCUGAGACAGUGAAUCUGUAAGGCUGUCUAUUUGGGGAGGGAAGUGUAAUUUAAGCUGCUGUCUCAAAUACUUAAACCCUCUUCAUCAGAUAGCAGUUUCAGCAUAUUUGAACUUCGGAAACUGUACUAGGUCUAUUAUCAAGAAUCCCUUCAGAGCACCAUUUCACAUCUAAGAUUGGCCUUUUUGUUCACUUUAGUGAAUAUUUCUAAAUCUUAUUGAAUACAAUAAGAAUACAAUAAUAUGAGUAUUAGCUUUACAUAAGCCAAUUGUUUUUAGAUAGCUUGAACACAACCAAGCCUGUACUGGUUAUUAGCCAAAGCAGACACUAGGGUGGCCCCAAAUGUUAAACUUUGCUGCUGUUCCCUUAUUAGGGAAAAAAACACCCUUACUGUUAGGGAAAUUUUUUUCAUAGUAUUCUGCUACCAAUUAUAAACUUCCCUUCUACCACUUACCCAAAUAUAAUCCAAGACACCAAACACAGUGAUACAAAGAAAUAUGAGCUUUAUUGUUACACAAAACUCAGAUGCUUGAGGUUCCCAGGGCCUGAUGCGUACUGAGCUACUAUCUUUACGCUUAAACACUUUAAUGCUAAAUUGUUUACAGAACAAAAUGAAUCAAAAGAUCAAAAAGGUUAUUACAAACAGUUUACUUAGAAUUCAUCUUACAGAGAAUGAUGGCACCAUUACUUUGAGCAACAAUAUACUAUCAAAAUACUUAAUACAAAUAAGAAUAGUUUCUGGCUCCUUUUGGCAAGGCCAGAACAUAAACAUUCUGCAAUAUGAAGUGUCCAAGGCUGAUUGUGGAAUCCUUAUUCUAGACAAAAAUUGCUUAUAGUUAUGUAUUUACAAAAUUGUGUAAUGUCAUACUGACCCGCAGCAUAGCAACAAUCACAACAAAAGACAUGUAAAGUGCUGUGUAGGUGUUUUCCAUAACAUUCACAUGCCAGGCAAAGUUUCUUGCUCACAAAACUAAAAUGUAAGGGGUCUUUAUAAAAAAAUCUCUAACACACUACAAAUACUUUUUAUUAGAACCAACUGAAAGUAUCAAAGAAGUGACCAAGCUUCCAAGCUGCCAAAACAUUUAUCGUUUUUCUCAUGGUGUUUCUGAGCAAUAUGUUAGGUUUCAUACAAAGUGUAAAGAACCUCCCUCUCUGCUUAGAUAUAUUGCAGUUCUCUAACUGAAUCUUAUUAUUUCUUUGUUAAUAUUAUAUUUGAAAACUGGUAGUCUAUUAUAAGCUAUCUGUUUUUUCUUGAAUUAUAGUUGACAUUAACAUUGUGUAAUUUGUUUUCUUGUUUAUGCAUUGUAUGUUGUUUUUAAAGUUAAUAAAAAGUUUUUAAAAAAUUUUUUUUAAAAAAGCUUCUAAGCUGGGAUGGGUUUUAAUUAGAACAGGCCUUGCUCAGUGCCAAAAGAUUUCAGGUUAAACCACAGGAUACAGAGAGACCAACACACAGUUGGCUUUCCCUUCGAAAAUAUGGGCACCGCUGGAUAUUUUGCCAUAGCUGGCAUUGACAGGCCUUGGCUUUUCUAAAAAUAUAUAUAGAUUAUAUGAUGCUUAAAGCAUUUACAAUGUUUAUGUUUAGGGGUUAUAGGAUAAAUAUGGAAACGUGACCAUAAAGUAUACAGAUAUGCAAAUCAAGGGUCCCGUAAUUAGUUGAAUAAGACAUUUUGUAUGAAUUAUCUUAAUAUAUUUGCCUUUAUCUUGCCAUGUCUCUAGAACAGUCACCCAAUUUGACAGAGUAUUAUUGACUGUUUUAAUGUAUAUUACUGAUUUCUCCAGCUCUCUUUGGGUUUGAUUCCCACUCUUCACUGCAUGGCAUUUUCAGCCCAGUGCUCAGCCAGUCCUUCAAUACAAACUUUUCAGCAGUCGGGGUCCUACUGGGAGAAGGGAAUGUGGGAAAAAUCUACACCCAUAAGCUUGCUAUUGGGUUGAAACCUAUGAACCAUCAGUGCAAAUGUGUGUUUCCUAGGUUCCACUCCUUUCGCAUACAACAAACCAGGGCUUUUUUUCUGGGAAAAGAGGUGGCGGAACUCAGUGGGUUGC